This is a messenger RNA of Cyprinodon tularosa, 5680 nucleotides long. RefSeq names its product pyruvate carboxylase b (gene pcxb). Gene Ontology annotation, molecular function: metal ion binding; ATP binding; pyruvate carboxylase activity. The coding region runs from base 439 to 3981 and encodes 1180 amino acids. Gene Ontology annotation, biological process: pyruvate metabolic process; gluconeogenesis. The record is from RefSeq and is a predicted model, not a curated record. Gene Ontology annotation, cellular component: cytoplasm. The transcript is spliced from 27 exons. Lineage: Eukaryota; Metazoa; Chordata; Actinopteri; Cyprinodontiformes; Cyprinodontidae.
AGAGCUUAAUUAGAAGGCAGGCGCAGCAGCUAUAUCCGCCAGUUGGAGACGGACGUUACCAGCUGCUAGCUACUUUAGCCGCAGUAGACAGUUAGCAUCUAGCUGCCAGAGUACUAGUUCCUUUAGUGACACAUAAGGGUGUGAGCAAGGAGAGUCAGAGUGACAGUGAGAGAGUCCAGGCUGUGAGCGCCAGCUCGGCCGUCCCAAACUGACUCUUAGUGAUUGUGUGAAGCUGCGAGAGCCUCAAAGAGAGACAUAGAGAGAGUUUGUGUACACACAAGCCCACAUAUCUGCCUCUGUUUAUCUCAAAGCAGCGUGUCUGCGAAGGUGUUCAUUAGCAAGAGAGGAAGCAGACCUAUAAAGCCUGUUUACAAUUGGUGUCCAGUUACUUGGCAGCGGAUCUACAUCGCUUACUGAUAACCGACCAGCAGCAGCAGCAUGAUGUUGAGGUUUGCAGCGAUCAGAGGGGGCCUCGGCCUGCUCUCUGUCAGGAGGGCAUGUCUGUUCUCCCGCUCCUCCCACUCUGCACCACAGAACGAGUACCGACCCAUCAAGAAAGUCAUGGUGGCAAACAGAGGUGAAAUUGCUAUCAGAGUGUUCAGAGCCUGCACUGAGCUGGGGAUUCGCACUGUGGCUGUUUACUCUGAGCAAGACACUGGCCAGAUGCACAGGCAGAAGGCUGAUGAGGCUUACUUGAUUGGAAAAGGCCUGCCACCAGUUGCAGCGUACCUUCACAUUCCAGACAUCAUCAAAGUAGCCAAGGACAACGGAGUGGAUGCCAUCCAUCCUGGCUAUGGCUUCCUCUCUGAGCGAGCCGACUUUGCUCAGGCCUGCUCAGAGGCAGGAGUCAGGUUUGUUGGACCGAGCCCAGAAACUGUCCGCAAGAUGGGAGACAAAGUAGAGGCUCGCUCCUUGGCAAUCUCUGCAGGCGUACCUGUGGUCCCAGGAACUGAUUCCCCCAUCUCCAGUAUGCAGGAGGCGCACGCCUUUGCCCAAACCUACGGCUUCCCCAUCAUCUUCAAAGCUGCAUAUGGAGGAGGAGGUCGAGGCAUGAGGGUGGUCAGGGAGUACGAGGAGCUGGAGGAGAAUUACCAGAGGGCGUACUCUGAGGCCCUGACGGCUUUUGGGAACGGAGCGCUGUUUGUUGAGAAGUUUAUUGAAAAGCCGAGGCACAUCGAAGUCCAGAUCCUUGGUGAUAAAUAUGGUAAUGUCAUCCAUCUAUACGAGAGAGACUGCUCCAUUCAGCGGCGACACCAGAAGGUUGUGGAGAUUGCACCUGCCUUCCAACUGGACCCCCACCUGAGAGACAGACUUCAUGCAGAUGCUGUAAACCUGGCAAAACAGGUGGGAUAUGAGAAUGCAGGAACGGUGGAGUUCCUAGUGGACAAACAUGGAAAACACUACUUCAUUGAGGUCAACUCCCGGCUCCAGGUCGAACACACGGUCACGGAGGAAAUCACAGAUGUGGACCUGGUGCAUGCCCAGCUGCAUGUAUGUGAAGGUCGCAGCCUGCCAGACCUGGGCCUAAAACAAGACAAGAUCAGGGUGAACGGCUGUGCGAUCCAGUGCAGAGUGACGACUGAAGACCCUUCCAGGGGCUUCCAGCCAGACACUGGGAGGAUCGAGGUCUUUAGGAGUGGAGAAGGCAUGGGUAUCCGUCUGGACAGCGCCUCAGCCUUCCAGGGGGCUGUCAUCUCCCCUCACUAUGACUCACUCCUAGUGAAAGUGAUCGCCAGCGGAAAGGACCUGAACACAGCUGCUUCCAAGAUGAGCCGAGCCCUUGCAGAGUUCAGAGUGCGAGGAGUCAAGACCAACAUCCCAUUCCUCCAGAACGUCCUGUCCAACAGCCAGUUCCUGCACUCCACCGUGGACACCCAGUUCAUUGACGAGAACCCUGAACUCUUCAACCUCAAACCCACUCAGAACCGAGCUCAGAAACUGCUUCACUACCUGGGUCAUGUGAUGGUUAAUGGACCAACCACACCUAUUCCAGUCAAGGCCAAGCCGUCCUCCACGGAUCCAGUCGUCCCAUCAGUUACCUUGGGCGACCCACCUGUGGGUUUUCGUGAUGUCCUGCUGAGAGACGGCCCAGAGGGCUUCGCCAAGGCUGUCCGAGCCCACCAGGGUCUGCUGCUAAUGGACACAACAUUUAGGGACGCCCACCAAUCGCUUUUGGCAACAAGGGUCCGGACUCACGACCUGAAAAAGAUCUCCCCAUUUGUCAGCCACAACUUCAGCAACCUGUUCAGCCUGGAGAACUGGGGAGGUGCUACCUUUGACGUGGCCAUGCGAUUCCUGUCCGAAUGUCCGUGGAAGAGACUCCAGGAACUGAGAGCUUUGAUCCCGAAUGUCCCAUUCCAGAUGCUGCUGAGAGGGGCCAAUGCUGUGGGCUACACAAACUACCCCGACAACGCCGUCUUUAAGUUCUGUGAGGUAGCCAAAGAGAACGGCAUGGAUAUCUUCAGAGUGUUCGACUCCCUCAACUACCUGCCCAACAUGGUGCUGGGUAUGGAAGCAGCUGGAGCAGCAGGCGGCGUGGUCGAGGCCGCCAUCUCCUACACGGGCGACGUCUCCGAUCCGAUGAGGCAGAAAUAUUCCCUGGACUACUAUUUGAACCUGGCUGAUGAGCUCAUCAAAGCCGGGACUCACAUCCUCUCUAUCAAGGAUAUGGCCGGCCUGUUGAAGCCCGAGGCCAGCAAGCUUCUAAUCGGCGCAUUGAGGGAUCGUUUCCCAGAUGUUCCCAUUCAUGUUCACACACACGACACCGCUGGGGCAGGCGUGGCAGCCAUGUUGGCCUGUGCUGAAGCAGGAGCAGAUGUGGUUGACGUGGCUGUUGACUCUAUGGCAGGGAUGACGUCUCAGCCGAGCAUGGGGGCCAUCGUUGCCUGCACCAGAGGAACCAAACAUGACACUGGCAUUGCUCUGGAGAAGGUGUUCGACUACAGCGAGUACUGGGAAGUAACCAGAGGCCUGUACGCGCCAUUCGACUGCACUGCCACCAUGAAAUCAGGAAACGCUGAUGUCUAUGAGAACGAGAUACCUGGAGGACAGUACACUAACCUACACUUCCAGGCUCACAGUAUGGGGCUGGGAAAUAAGUUCAAGGAGGUGAAGAAGGCUUACACUGAAGCAAACAAACUACUAGGAGACCUCAUUAAGGUGACUCCAUCCUCAAAGAUCGUGGGAGAUCUGGCUCAGUUCAUGGUGCAGAACAACCUGACCAGGGCAGAGGUGGAGGAAAGAGCUGAUGAGCUGUCCUUCCCGCAGUCUGUGGUCGAGUUCCUGCAGGGAUACAUCGGCAUACCUCAUGGUGGUUUCCCUGAGCCCUUCAGAUCCAAGGUGCUGAAGUCCCUUCCACGCAUUGAAGGUCGUCCUGGCGCCUCUCUGCCUCCAAUGGACUUCAAGGCCCUGGAAGAUGGACUUCGUGCUGCACAUGGGGACGAUAUCACCCCUGAGGAUGUGAUGUCGGCAGCCAUGUACCCGAAGGUGUUCCAGGAGUUCAAGGAGUUUACAGCUAACUUUGGCCCAGUGGACUGCCUCAGCACCAGGCUGUUCCUGGAUGGACCCAAGAUUGCAGAGGAGUUUGAGGUGGAGCUGGAGAGAGGAAAGACCCUCCACAUCAAGGCCCUGGCACUGGGCGACCUGAACAAGGCCGGCCAGAGGGAGGUGUUCUUCGAGAUGAACGGCCAGCUGAGAUCCGUGCUAGUUAAAGACACCGUGGCCAUGAAGGAAAUGAAGUUCCACCCCAAGGCUCAGAAGUCCAUCAAGGGUCAGGUGGGAGCGCCGAUGCCUGGGAAAGUAUUGGAGGUCAAAGUUAAAGUCGGAUCCAAGGUGGAGAAGGGUCAGCCUCUCUGCGUCCUGUCGGCCAUGAAGAUGGAGACGGUGGUCAACUCCCCCAUGAGCGGGACCGUUAAGGCUGUCCAUGUGGAGCCAGACACCUCCCUGGAGGGAGAUGACCUGAUCCUGGAAAUCGAGGAGUAGAGAAAGCGAGGAGUGGAGGUUGAAGGGAGGAGGGGCAGCAAGAUGUAGACAAUGUAAUAGUAGAAAUAGCUGUUAGAGGUGGAGGUAGAGCAGGCCCUCGUAUGUACAUAUCAGCAUCAACACAGCUCUGUGUAUUUCCUGACACCUGAUGGAUGUAGAGACCACAGGAGGUGAAACAAUGGCAUCUUCCUCCGUCUCAUUGUAGAAACUAACCUUACUGAAGCUUUCAGGAGUGUUUUAUAUAUAAACCAUGAUACAUUCCACUGCAUAGUCUUAAAUGUGAUGUAAUACAUCGAGCUAACCAUGUGGAACACUAACAGGGUUGUAGAACACCUACUUGAAAUUAAAUAGCACAUUUUCCAGGCCAGCGGUGUUCAUCCGACACUGUAUUUAUAGUGACUAGAUUCAACUGACUACUAGUGUUUGUAAUUAGCAGGGCUCUCUGUGGAAGUAUUACCAAAUAUUGCAAAAUCAAAACACAUUCUUUUAUAUUCAUUUUUGACCAGAAUAUGAAUCCUUGACCUUAGUCACGCCGCAUUCUGGGAAUGUUAUCACAGCAAGCGUUUAACUCUCACCUUCUUUAAAGAUAACACGUUAGAACAAAACAAACACUGUAAGGAUGGUUAUUCACUGGACACAAUCCAAAAUAAUGUUCUGUUACUGUAUCAGUAAUAGCAUUGGGGUUUUCUCUUUAUAUUGUCCCAAAUAAAAUCUGCAAUAUUCUUUAGAAAUCAGGAGAACCAGCGAAAACCCCUCCUGUCCUAACGGUCGAGGUCUCAUGGCCAGAGAGUGAUGAGCAGUUUUUAUGGGGAUUUUUAAUGCUUAGUUUUAAAUGGGAUUACAGCACGUCACUUUAAUGGGGUCACUUUUUUUUGGAUUCGUUUUCUCCCGCUCCCUAUGGAUAAAUUGUCAGUCAAAUGAUGUGAAAUUAGCUGGGCUAAUAGGAGACCUCUGGAGGCUCCUGUUGGCGGGGGUGCUUGUCUUUAUACUUCUGAUGCGUGUGUGUGUUUGCAUAAACAAGUGAAAUAUAAGGACGAACUCCGCGAGUCCUCUGCAGCACACCCCCUGAGAUAAAAACCCAUUCAAGUACAGAUGAAAUAUUCAUGCUCACACAUGCCCCUGUUCAAAAAUACUCCUGCUGGCCCCUGUGUGCUGCAUGCAUCAGAAAAACAAAGGCGCUCUGCAAAGAGCGAAGUGGCUGUUUCAGUACCAACGCCGUCCAAAACAUUUAACAGCUUCAGUGACCAACUUAUAUGAUGCAGUCAGUCUAAGUCACUUAUUCAGUGUUAAUGCACGCCCUGACUGCGGGAUAAAUGCCAGUUUAAAAGAGGUUACAUAUUUUUCUACUGUUUACAGUGAAGCAGGAAGGUGUUUUCCUUUAUAGCAGAAUGAUAAAUGAAUUUAAUGUUUAAAUUGUCUUGAACGGUCAACAGGAAGUGGUUUGAUGAAAUUAAUUGUACAAUAACGUAAAAGUUCUCUCCUUGUUGCCUCUGCGUACUCCCCUCCAUUACACUGCCUCCUCCUCCCUUUUAUUGGAUUACUAUGUAUUUUCACAUGCAAGAUGUAAUCAUGUAAUGCAAUAAUGUAAACUGUACCGUAACUCUGCAUCUUUGCCAGCAGUGGCUCUUUAUCAGCCUCGCUGUGUUAAUGUACCAAUGUCUGUUAAAGAAAAAAUAAAAAAUAAACUGAGAAAGUCAAA